CAGGAAAAACAAUUGGGGAAGUGAAAACUGUUGCAGAUAUGCAUGAAAGGAAGUCAGAAAUGGCCAAACGUGCUGAUGCUUUCAUUGCUCUUCCAGGUGGUUAUGGUACAAUGGAGGAGCUUCUGGAGAUGAUAACAUGGUCUCAGCUUGGGAUUCAUGAUAAGCCUGUUGGGUUGCUAAAUGUGGAUGGAUAUUACGAUAAUUUGUUGGCAUUGUUCGACAAGGGAGUGGAGGAAGGGUUCAUAAACGCUCCCGCAAGGCACAUUGUUGUUUCUGCACAGACCGCAGCAGACCUACUCAUUAAAAUGGAGGAAUAUACACCACUCCAUGACAGAGUUGCACCCAGACAAAGCUGGGAAGUUGACCGAUUAUCACUUCCACACAACCUCAAACCCUCUUCCCACUUGACCACCCAUUUCUGAUUUCAAGUCAGAAUGAAUACAUACAACAACUAAUCUCUCUCCUCUCUUCCCCUUCUAUGUUUCUCUCUCCCCCUUUUGUCCCCUCUCUCUCUCUCUCUCUCUCUUCCUCCCCUAUGUUUCUCUCUCUCUCUUUUCUCACUCCUCUGACAUAAGCCUACAGAACCAGUUGUUUGAUAGGCAUGUUCUUUGUAUCAAACAUUUAUACGUCUAUGUUUCUCUCUCUCUUCCCCCUCUAUGUUUCUCUCUCCCCCUUUGUCCCUCUCUCUCUCUCUUCCUCCCCUAUGUUUCUCUCUCUCAUUUCUCACUCCUCAGACAUAAGCCUACAGAACCAGUUGUUUGAUGGGCAUGUUCUUUGUAUCAAACAUUUAUGCUCUCUCUCUCUUUCUCUCUCUAGAUAGAGAGGGAGAGAGAGGUCCUCAGUCUGAGGUACGCCUGCCAAGCAGUUGUUUGCUGGCAAUUGUAUUAUACAUUUAUGCAUGUACAAUUUGGACUUUUGAGAGAGAGGCGAAAGGUUGGGAA
Messenger RNA from Amborella trichopoda, 941 nucleotides. The record is from RefSeq and is a predicted model, not a curated record. Lineage: Eukaryota; Viridiplantae; Streptophyta; Magnoliopsida; Amborellales; Amborellaceae.